UGCAAUUCUGGGGUUGUGAUUACCGCUGAAGUCUGAAGAUCACAAUUACAUGACGGUGCAUGCGCCUCAGUUAUUUAUUUACACUGACUCUUCCUUCACUCUUCAGUCUUCAUUAUACUACUUUCAAGUCGUGGAAAAGAAGAAAGUUCUACUUUAUAUUUAAUUUCGACGAUGUCUUCUUUAGACCAAAUGGAUGCAGACCCAUUUCCUGCAGUAUAUAAAGACGUCAGGUGUCCCCGUUGCAAUAAAAAUUAUUCUGAAGGCGAUAGAACACCACUUCUGUUGCUGUGUGGUCAUGCAGUAUGUGAGAGGUGCUAUGGAAAGUCCAACCAACUUGUGUGUGGUGUCUGUAAUGAGGAAACAGUUUUGGCAGCUGGAGAAGAGAAGUCCAAACAUUUCUAUACAUACGGACUGAUUCAUGAUACAUGUUCAAAAUCACGUGGUCAUGGAAGCCGCACACGCGCAAGGAAACUGGUGGAUAAUGUACUUCGUAAAUCAGCAAUAAAUAAAUUGUUAAUUAAAGAUCCUUGUGAUGAAUGUCUUCUGUCCAAAGCAACAGUCCAGUGCAGACAAUGCUGGAUUGAGGUGUGUCUACCCUGUUUCAAUAAGUGCAAAAUGGCCUCCUAG
Macrobrachium nipponense is the source of this 627-nucleotide messenger RNA. RefSeq lists its product as uncharacterized. Bases 172 to 627 code for a protein of 151 amino acids. Lineage: Eukaryota; Metazoa; Arthropoda; Malacostraca; Decapoda; Palaemonidae. The transcript has 6 exons. The record is from RefSeq and is a predicted model, not a curated record.